CGCGAUGUUGGAAGCUUGGCAGCAUCCCUCCGUAUGCGCAUCGUGGGCCGUGGCCGAAGAUGAUGUUACAGCGGCUGACAGUACAGUAACGUUGGUGCAGCUGCCCACUCGUAGAAUGUUGCCUCAGGCCUGCCGUUACUUCCGACACUUCUUUGCGCCUCCCCAACACCACACCUUCACCGCAGCGCUCGUGUUGCUGUGACGGCGGGCCGACUUCGCGAAUCACACCACCAAGCCUUCACCAAGCCGCCAAUUACACGAUUUGCUCCACCGCCAAGCCUUGUUGCGCGCAUAUAACAUUAUAGUGAACAGCAUAAGACCACAGAAAUAAUAAUCCUCGCACUGGCAUCGACAGCCCCUCCCGACAUGCUUUUUUCGGCACUGCUCGCGCUGGGCGCGACAGCUUCAGCCACGGUCUUAUUUGUUGCAGACUACUCGGGGAACAUCACCUCACUGUCGUUGACCCACAGCAAUGGCAACUACAGCCUCGAGGCAAUCCACACAAACGACGGCUGCGCUCCAAACCCAUCAUGGCUCACGAUCGAUCCGGCCCGCGGCCAUCUCUAUUGCCUGAACGAAGGCCUUUCAUCACCAAACGGAUCUCUGGCCUCAUUCUCCAUCAACUCGGAUGGCAGUCUGAAGCAGAUCACAAAUCAGACCACUCCAAACGGACCCGUUAGUGCUGUGAUCUACGGUGAGCCAGCUGGUCGACGCGCCAUCGCUCUAGGCCACUAUGGUGGAUCGGGAGUGAGCUCAUAUCUCCUGGGCUCUGAUGGCAACGUCACCUUCAACCAGGAAAUGUUCUACAAUUUGACCGAGCCUGCUGCGGAUCCGGACAGACAGGAUGCGCCUCACAUACAUGAAGUCAUCACUGAUCCGACUGGCCAGUACAUUCUUGCUCCAGACCUCGGCGCAGACCUGGUCCGAAUCUAUUGCUGGGAUAUCAAGACUCUAAAGCUGAAGGAGCUCGAUCCUCUCACAGUCAAGGCCGGCACUGGUCCUCGCCACGCUGCGUUCUGGAGUCCAUACAGCUUGACGGGCAGUGGCGAUCUCUACUUCUACCUGGUCGGCGAGCUCUCCGCCACUGUCACAGCCUACAAGGUCACCUACAGGUCUGACAACGGCGGCCUCUCUUUCACUGAAGUCCAGCAUGAGCAGUCUACCUGGCUCUACAACAUUCCUCAACGCAACGCACCAGCUGAGAUCGCCGUCUCACCAGACAACCACUUCCUGAUUGUUUCCAACCGAAACGACACAACCUUCACCCUUCCAAACGCCAUCGGCAAAUCUGACUCCAUGACAACCUGGCAGCUCGACGAGAAGAAGGGAAACAUGGUUUUCCAUCAACUCUGGCCAGCGGGUGGCAGCUAUCCUCGUUCAUUUACGACGAAUGCAAUCGGCAGUCUUGUCGCUGUUGGUUACCAGAUGUCCGAAGCCGUGUCAAUUUUGAGCAGAGAUGUGCAGAGCGGACUGAUUGGCGAACCGGUGGCGAGGAUUCCUAUUGCUGGGAAUGUGACGGCUGUGGUGUGGUAUGAGGAAAGGGCUUUGGGUGUGCUUGGAGCUUAGGAAGCCGCUUGUACAUACUGGCGCAUCGGGAGUUUGAGAGGCAAGAUGCAGGUGCAGGAAGUGAUAGGUCGGUAGAUUCUAUACGUCGUGAGGAGACCACUAGAAUACUUUCCUGGGCAGGAAUUAGACAUGAAGCUUGAUUACAGAAAUUUUGUAGGGCCUGCAUUCUUAAUACUCUUGUGAAGCAUGACAUGUAAAAAGGCUUACAUUGCCAGCAUUGACAGG
Molecule: messenger RNA, 1791 nt
Organism: Pseudocercospora fijiensis CIRAD86
Lineage: Eukaryota; Fungi; Ascomycota; Dothideomycetes; Mycosphaerellales; Mycosphaerellaceae
Exons: 1
Coding region: 367-1566 (399 amino acids)
Molecular function (GO): 6-phosphogluconolactonase activity; protein binding
Source: RefSeq, a predicted model, not a curated record